UUCUGGUGGCUGACACUAUGAAGGGGACACUGCUUGUGCUGGCCUUGCUGGUGACCCAGGAGCUGGGGAUAGAGAUGGUGAAAUCUUGCCCCAUUUUCUAUUUUGCCUUUGGUGCCCUGGCCAUUGGAGAGAGGUUUCCGCUGGACCUCAGCCUUGAUCUAGUCGGUGCUACUGAACCAGAAAAAGAAGCCUUAGAAAAAAUCCAGGAUUGCUACAAUGAGAAGGAACUCGAGGCCAAGGGCUUGGAUCUGAUUGUCAUGACUACCAUCACCACCAGCAACCAGUGCCUCUUGGAAGCCAUGGUCCCACUGAAGAAUGCCGUGGCCUCUUUGUGGAGAUGA
Messenger RNA from Enhydra lutris kenyoni (northern sea otter), 341 nucleotides. RefSeq names its product major allergen I polypeptide chain 2-like. The transcript is spliced from 3 exons. NCBI's taxonomy places the organism in Eukaryota, Metazoa, Chordata, Mammalia, Carnivora, Mustelidae. The record is from RefSeq and is a predicted model, not a curated record. Bases 18 to 341 code for a protein of 107 amino acids.